Molecule: messenger RNA, 1120 nt
Organism: Ziziphus jujuba (common jujube)
Lineage: Eukaryota; Viridiplantae; Streptophyta; Magnoliopsida; Rosales; Rhamnaceae
Exons: 1
Coding region: 679-1014 (111 amino acids)
Source: RefSeq, a predicted model, not a curated record
GUAAGAUAUGAAAAUGGUACUGAGAAACAGUGUGAGACAUACAGAAUCCGAUUCCUAAAGAUUAUACAGCCACUUCUGCCAGAAAAAAAUAUAUUCUUGUUAAUGGAGAGUAGGUUUAUCCUUUCCAGGAACUUGUUAAUACAGGGCAUCGAAUCUCACUCCCAAACUUCAUGAUGAAGCUGCCCAACUUCUUGUCACCCAGAUGAAGUCAUCUCUUCAAUUUCAAGAAGGAUUCUUCGAAUAAAAAAGGAUUUGUCUUUUUUGGUGAAUUCUCAUUCAGAGCCAUUGGAUUUAAAAAAUUCCAAAGAUAAGCUUUUUAAUUCCAAUAGACACAAAUCAAAUCCUCUUCAAUCUCCAAAAAGACGAAUUGAUCAAAGCUAAUUUUAUAAACUUUACACAAUUCCAAUCGUCCGAUUCCCUGGAUUAAAGAAAUAUUUGUUUUCCUUAUAGAUCAUUCUAAAACAGACAAAUGAUUGAUUAAACAUUAUAAUCCGUUUCACACCGGGGGUUAGAAUUAGAUUACAUUAUAUUCUGUUUUCAUAAGAAAGUGAACAAAAGAAGGGGAUUCUCACAAUCUGGGCAAGAGUGUAAAUUUGGCUGCCACCUUGCAUGUUAUAGAUGUAGAACAUAAAACAAGAAGAGAAAUAGGGUGAUUUUUUUCCCAAGGUUGUAUCCUGGAUGGAGGUUGGAGCUACAUGGAGGACAAGUAGGUUUUCUUCAUUUGAGAGGUUGGUUGCCAUCGGAUUGGGACUUCUUGCUGUGUUUUCUCCACUCUACAUCAACCGGAAGGAGGAAAGCGAUCCAGAACUAGAUGGGGCUUUCAGUUUUGAUUAUUGGCUGCCUCUUUUUCUCCUAAUAUUGAUCAUGGCCAUCACUGUAUCUUUGUACCUAGACAGAAGAUUAACCAGGUUUGAUCCUUACUGGAUUCAUAGAGUUGGUGGCUCUUCUGGUGGUAUUAUAGCAAUUCUCAUGAUUCUGGCAAUAAUUUUGAAGUGUAAAUCAGCUUCUGCAUGAAGUCUUUUAAGCGUUUCCUUUCUACUAUGUAAAUUAUGGAAGAAGAAUAAAUGGGCUUCUUAGUUUUACAUAUCAAAUUAUCCAUAGUGAUUUCAAGCAUCGAAAA